GCCGUGGGUCCGACCCUUCUUCCGGCUGGGCUGAAGGCCGCGGGACUGAGGGACUGGCAGCAUCUCAGUCCCCUGAGUGGGCGAGCGAGAGAGCCCGGGGCCGGGAGGGACUGGGAGCAGAAGUGGGACCCCCACCACCUGGGACGGCGGGUUCCCGCGAGGACGCAGCUGGCUUACGGGGAAGCACCGCUCCCGGGAUGCUGGGGAGGGUCCGCUGGGCCUGAAGACCAGAGCGGAUGGACACGGAAGAGCCCUGAGCCUGGCUGAGAGACAUGGCAGACCCCUGUGUGUUCGUCUCGCGGUUGGUGUUGGAGUCCUGAAACACAGCCAACUCUUUCCAGGUGGGCAGAUUUAGGAGAUGCCUGGGACAAGGAGGCCAGCUUCUCAGGGCAGAAGGAGAAGGAGGUGACGAACGUUGAGGCCGCCGAAGGGAACUCAUGGCUAGGAUCAGUUUUUCCUACCUCUGCCCAGCCUCCUGGUACUUCACUGUUCCCACAGUGAGCCCAUUUCUCCGGCAGCGGGUGGCAUUCCUGGGAGUCUUCUUCAUAUCCUGUCUCCUUUUACUUAUGUUAAUCAUGGACUUUCGACAUUGGGGUGCUUCAUUACCAAGAGAUAGGCUAUAUGAAAGGUAUUUGGCUCGGGUAGGGGAGCUUGAAGCUACUGAUACUGAAGACCCAAAUCUGAAUUAUGGACUCGUGAUAGACUGUGGUAGCAGUGGCUCCAGGAUUUUUGUUUAUUUCUGGCCAAGACAUAAUGGGAACCCGCAUGACUUGCUGGACAUCAAACAGAUGAGAGACCGCAACAGCCAACCUGUGGUUAAAAAAAUCAAGCCAGGAAUCUCUGCGAUGGCAGACACUCCAGAACAUGCCAGUGAUUACCUUCGGCCUCUGCUGAGCUUUGCUGCUGCUCAUGUACCUGUGAAGAAGCAUAAGGAGACGCCCCUUUAUAUCCUCUGCACCGCAGGCAUGAGGCUCCUUCCUGAGAGGAAGCAGUUGGCUAUCUUGGCUGACCUGGUGAAGGAUUUACCACUGGAGUUUGACUUCCUUUUUUCUCAGUCUCAGGCAGAAGUGAUCUCCGGGAAGCAAGAAGGGGUUUAUGCAUGGAUUGGUAUCAACUUUGUUUUGGGAAGAUUUGACCAUGAGGAUGAAUCAGAUGCUGACAGUUCCCAGGAAUCAACAACAGGACGCCGAAGGACAGUAGGGAUCCUGGAUAUGGGAGGAGCCUCUCUCCAAAUUGCUUAUGAAGUUCCUACCUCAACCUCUGCCCUCCCCCCAAAACAGGAAGAAGCUGCCAAGAUCCUAUUGGCAGAGUUCAAUCUGGGCUGUGACGUACAACACACUGAACAUGUGUACAGGGUUUACGUCACAACCUUUCUGGGUUUUGGAGGUAACUUUGCCCGGCAGCGCUAUGAAGAUCUUGUGCUGAAUGAAACUCUUAACAAAAACAGAUUGCUGGGAGAGAAGACAGGCUUGAGUCCUGACAAUCCAUUUCUGGAUCCCUGCCUGCCUGUGGGACUGACAGAUGUGGUGGAGAGAAACAGCCAAGUCCUGCAUAUCCGAGGAAAGGGAGACUGGGCAACGUGUGGGAUGAUGCUGAGCCCGCUGCUGGCUCGCUCCAACACCAGCCAGGCCUCACUGAAUGGCAUUUACCAAUCGCCAAUUGACUUUAACAACAGCGAGUUCUAUGGCUUCUCAGAAUUUUUUUACUGCACGGAGGAUGUGUUGCGCAUAGGCGGCCGCUACCAUGGGCCAACAUUUGCCAAGGCUGCUCAGGAUUACUGUGGCAUGGCUUGGUCAGUACUAACUCAGAGAUUCAAGAAUGGCCUCUUUUCUUCACAUGCAGAUGAGCAUCGACUCAAAUAUCAGUGCUUUAAGUCAGCUUGGAUGUACCAAGUCCUACAUGAAGGAUUCCACUUUCCCUACGACUACCCAAACCUGCGGACGGCCCAGCUGGUGUAUGACCGAGAGGUCCAGUGGACACUGGGAGCCAUUCUCUAUAAAACGCGGUUUUUACCACUCAGGGAUCUUCGACAGGAAGGUGUCCGACAAGCCCAUGGUAACUGGUUCCGUCUGUCCUUUGUCUACAACCAUUAUCUAUUCUUUGCUUGUAUCCUGGUGGUGCUACUGGCCAUCAUCCUGUACCUUCUGCGGCUCCGCCGAAUUCACCACCGACAAACUCGAGCCUCAGCUUCCCUGGACUUGCUGUGGAUUGAAGAGGUGGUGCCAAUCAUUGGGGUACAGGUGGCGCCAUGAGGCUGGACAAGAACUGGAGAAACUAAAGUAUCCCAGAGUUGCUGCUCAUUCAAUUCUUCCUUUUUUUUUUUUUUUUUUUGUCUUGGCCUCAGAUGUUGCUGUGGCCUUGGAAUUUCUCCUUUAAUUAACUUCCAUGUUAAUUCCUUCUUAGUAGUCAGGUCCUCUUCUCAGAGAGAAGCUAUAUAUAGUCUUUUAUUUGGAAGUGAUGAGAGAUUGGUGCUAACAAAGGUGACCAAGAUUAGUACCACUGAAGCAUGCUUCUGUAUCUCAGAGAUCUGGUGUGUUCCUGGGAUCUAGCAAUUUCCCCCUUGCUAAAGCAUCAAGUUUGGCAUUGGGCACAGUGGAAGCCUGGUUGAAACCAAAUUUGAAGCAUCUGAUCUGAAGUCAGACAUUCCAGCAAGUGCAGCAGCCCCUUCUUUCUCUGUAACAGAGAUAUGAUUUUGUGGACAUCCACAGCCUUUAAUAGGAUCCAAGAUCUUUGCAGUUCAAUGGACCAGAUAGGAAUUCACAAGCCACCAAAAUGACAUAGCUUCCUUGCUUACCUGACAAAGAAGCCAUUGUAUGAUAUGCUUUAAAAGGUUAGAACCUUUUCUAAAUGGAUGGUCCAUUAAAAUCUUACAAUAUUUUAUCUGAUGCCUGGUCUGACUAGGAUAGGAAAUGUUUCCAUGUCUAGGUGCCUCAAAGGCUGUUUGGGCAUUAAUUUUGCUUUUUGAGCCUUAAGUGUGCUUGUAGGAUGGAGAAACUGUGACAGGGCUUGGACACCUUCCUGGAUUUGUCUGGUUACAGGUCCCUGUCCCAUAGGCAUAUUUUUGUGUACAGAUUCAGAGAGUUCCUGUGUUUCACUGCUAAGAUCAAUAUGUAGUUUGGGAAAGGAUGUAUUUGGGUUGUUUAUAAAGAUAGGAUGAAUAGUAUCAGGAGAAUGGACAGAGGGAUAAAAAUCAAAGCCUUUUUUUUUUUUUUGAGAAAAAAAUUAUCUUAAUUUCUGAUUCUUAGACUGUCUGAAGGAUAGCAAAUUCUAAACUUUGGAAUAAACA
This is a messenger RNA of Chinchilla lanigera (long-tailed chinchilla), 3286 nucleotides long. It is a transcript of the gene Entpd7, whose product is annotated as ectonucleoside triphosphate diphosphohydrolase 7. The coding region runs from base 438 to 2252 and encodes 604 amino acids. NCBI's taxonomy places the organism in Eukaryota, Metazoa, Chordata, Mammalia, Rodentia, Chinchillidae. The record is from RefSeq and is a predicted model, not a curated record. Gene Ontology annotation, molecular function: nucleoside diphosphate phosphatase activity. Gene Ontology annotation, biological process: nucleoside diphosphate catabolic process. Gene Ontology annotation, cellular component: membrane. The transcript is spliced from 12 exons.